This is a messenger RNA of Puma concolor (puma), 834 nucleotides long. NCBI's taxonomy places the organism in Eukaryota, Metazoa, Chordata, Mammalia, Carnivora, Felidae. The record is from RefSeq and is a predicted model, not a curated record.
AUAAAAGAGAGGAAACAAAAGGUCGCCAUGUGCGCCACCAGUGCCUGGGACCUGGAGGAGAUCCCCCUGGACGAUGACGACCCAAACAGCUUAGAAUUCAAAAUCCUGGCGUUCUACGCCAAACACCACGUCUUCAAGAACCCGCCGGCUGCCUCCUCCCCAAGGCCGCCGAGAACCAGAAGUUUGUCCCAGAGAGGACUAGGGAGUUGGCCAGCAAACGACUCGUGGACACAAGUGUCAUGGGCUUGGAGAACUUCCCCAUCCCCUGAGCAGGCCACAAACCUGGGCAAGAAAAAGUCGUCUUGGAGAGCACUCUUUGGAGUGGUAGAGAAGGAGGAAAAUGAACAGAGCCUGCCUACGGCCCGCUUGGAGGGUCAGGCGAUACCAGAGCUUCACGGUCCCAGUCAUUCAAGGGCUAGGUCCCUUUCUAACAUGGGACAGCACAGAGAGCAUGAAGAUGGAGAGGAGCAAAUAAUAGCCCAAAUCGUCGAGCUGCUGAAAUAUUCAGGGGAUCAGUUGGAAAGAGAGUUAAAGAAAGACAAGGCUUUAAUGAACAGCUUCCAGGACCAGCUGUGCUACCCUGUUUUCAAGAUCAUCACAGACCAGUUCCUAAGGGGUGUGGACACCAGGGGAGAAUCAGAGGUCAGAGCUCAGGGCUUUAAGGCUGCUCUUGCAAUAGACGUCACGGCCAAGCUCACUGCUAUCGACAAUCACCCUAUGAACAGGGUGCUGGGCUUUGGAACCAAGUACCUAAAAGACAACUUCUCCCCCUGGGUCCAGCAGCACGGUGGAUGGGAAAAAGUGCUUGGGAUAUCACAUGAAGAAGUAGACUGA